Chaetomium fimeti is the source of this 4198-nucleotide messenger RNA. RefSeq lists its product as uncharacterized. Bases 243 to 3755 code for a protein of 1170 amino acids. Gene Ontology annotation, molecular function: protein binding. The transcript is spliced from 2 exons. The record is from RefSeq and is a predicted model, not a curated record. Lineage: Eukaryota; Fungi; Ascomycota; Sordariomycetes; Sordariales; Chaetomiaceae.
CUUUGAUCAAGUUCGGUGCACUUUCCUCUCCCGUCUUCUGUUUCUGACACUUUUGACCACACCGUCUUGGAUGUCGCCUGUGUGCGUAUCAAAAACAAGCGACUUCAUUCCAUUGCUUGAGCAUGAAUGCGCUAGGAGCUCCCUAGUAGUGCGUUGUGAAGCUCCCGCUACGACCAUUCGGUGCAAACGCUUUCGCUGUUUGUAAAUAAACAACCUCGCCGAAGUUCAUUGCAGCAUCAAACAUGGACGAGACUCGCCAAAGCAGGCCGAGCGGCAUCCCUCGGCCGUCCAAGAUUCCCGUGCAAACAUCUAAGCUCCCGGUUCCACGGACGAACUCGAUUCGAACCUCCCCAUCGCGGGAAAGCCUGUCAGCCACCGCGGGGGGAGGAAGCUUGCGCAACCCAAAACUCCGGACUGCCGCCUCGCGCGACCAGCUUGCCCCGGCAGCCGCCACGACAGCAACCGUUACAAGUCGCUCCCCGACCAGUACUGCGCCUCUGCGUGCCGUAUCAUCACCCCAUAGUCGAGCGGGUGUUGGUCAACAUGCGGUGGGCAAUACGCGAACGGGGAGGCUAGCGCCGAGCUCGGCUGCGCAGCCUUCGAGGCCGGCAAGAGGAGGUACACAGCCGGUUGGCCAGGGGACUCGGUCGAGCUCGGCUACUGCCGGUUUACGCCGUCAGUCCUCGCAGCAAUGGAUAUCCGCAGCAGCCAUGCCAGAAGAGGAGACCGGUUUGGGAGAAUCCUGGACCAUGGUGGCUGAGGACGCGACGGAAGGCACCGUUCCAGAGUCUCCCUCCAGCCUCCGGCCGUCGCUCGCAGAAAGGACGAUGGAGACGCUCGCUCGUUUGCCAUCCUCGCCAUCUGUAAAAGGAAGAGGCGCGCCGUCGUUUUACGACCCGGCCACGGGGAGGACGCCAUCCCGUUCCGCAAGUCGGGCAUCUCGGCCGGGAUCUAGUCACCAGUCGGAUGGAUCAGGCGAGCGACCUAGGACCGGUAGCAGGCCUGGUUCCAGCUCCGGUUUGGAAGAGUCUAUCUCCAGCUUCCGCUCCCAGGUCGCCACAUACGAGAACCCGCUCUCCCCUAUUGAGGGCACGCCCCUGCGAAACCGGCGUAGUAUCCAAUCGUUCCAAUCGCCAUCAGUAAAAGCCACGCCGUCGAAACCGGGCCGAACAUCAGUGUACGGGAUGCCGCCGCCGAGCGCCUUUGCCGCUCCGCGAACGAGGACACCGAGUCCGGGAAAGCGCGCGCCUGAGGUCCCGGUGCCCAAUUCUGCCACAAAGUCCUUGGCCCCUCGGCCACUAACCAAGCGGCAGUCGGUCAACGGAUUGUCCAAGAAACCGUCGGUUAACGGCUUGUCCAAGAAACCGUCGGUUAACGGCUUGUCCAGGAAGCCGUCGGUGCCGGCACUGCCUAAGGCAAACGGUGGGGAGGCUCCCAGAAAGGCGUCCGUAGUCUCGCGGGGCUCAUCCGCGGCGUCUUGGGAAGGCACGAACCCUUCCAGCGCGUCUGUUGCGUCCGGUAGCACAGGCAUCACCGCGGAUUCGACUGAACCUGGUCAAACGCAGAAGAAGUCAUCGUCAGCUCUGCGUGAGCAGAUUGCUAAGGCGAGAGCCGCCAGAAAAGCCGCAUCCCAACAGGCUUCUUCCAACGCCGCUGCCGUCUCCGGAGAAUCCGCCUUGGUGCCCACAGACUCUAGCUUUGACUUCGGCCUAUCCGGUGAUCCAUUCAACCAGAACCGCGAUGACAAGUCGCAAGCCAAGAUACUCCAGAACCGGCUCGAAACCGCGAGGACAAGCGGCCGGCUCAACAUUGCUGCGAUGGGCCUGAAAGACAUCCCGACAGAGGUUCUCAAUAUGUACAACCUCGAAUCUAUCGGCCAGUCUGGCGGUGCAUGGGCUGAAAGUGUGGACCUUACUCGCUUUGUCGCCGCCGACAAUGAGUUGGAGAUGCUCAGUGACUCUGUGUUCCCAGACGUUGAUCCACAGGAACUGGCCGAGGACGAAGACAGCCAGGGGAAUAUUUUUGCUGGCCUGGAGACCCUCGACCUGCAUGGAAACAUCUUGGUGAACCUGCCGAUGGGUCUGAGGCGCCUCUCUUUCCUUACGUCUCUCAAUCUGUCAUUGAACCGAUUGUCGAACAGCUGCCUCAAGGUGAUUUGCCAUAUUACCUCACUGAAGGAUCUUAAGCUUGGAGGCAACCUCUUGUACGGCCCGCUCGACCCAUGCUUCUCCAAGCUGCAGAACCUGGAAAUUUUGGACCUCCACGGCAACAAUCUCUCAUCGUUGUCCGACAACUUUAGCGCCCUCGCACGCCUUCGGAUCCUCAACCUCAGCGAAAACGGCUUCGAAGAGUUGCCCUUUGGUCUUCUGGCUGGCCUGCCAUUAACGGAGUUGGUUGCUCGCAAGAACCAGCUCCACGGCACACUGAUUCAGGACACUGUUGAGGCUCUGCCGACGCUUCAGACAUUGGACGUGGCAUCCAACCAGUUGGCCCAUAUUUGCUCCUUCGGAAAGACCGUGUCGAUGCCCGCCUUACACCAGUUCUGUGUCUCCAUGAACCGGCUGCAGGCACUGCCUGACGUCAGCAGCUGGACCGGCCUCCUUACCAUCGCGGCUGACGAAAACAACAUCAAUGCCAUUCCAGAGGGAUUCACCAGCCUUGGGCAGCUAAGAUCCGUCGAUUUCUCUAGCAACGAUAUCCGCAUUAUUCCCUCCGAGAUUGGGAAGAUGGUGAGCCUGGUCAAUCUGCGAUUGAGUGGCAAUCCGCUGCGCGAGAAGAAGUUCAGCACCAUUAGCACAGAUGAGAUGAAGUCGAUUCUCGCCCAACGGCUAGAGCCACCUCCUGAGGAGGAUGAACACCGGCCUCGUCCGCCGUCUGGGAGCGUUCAGGACGAAUACUUCACCGCUGACGAUACAGCGGCGAGCGCAGCUACUGGCGAUGACGAUAGCCGCUCCGAACUGGACAACUUUGCCACGCCGCCAACAUCCACUCCGGCUUCACCGGCCCGAGCGCGCUCUCAAACUGCUACAUGGCCCGUCAAGUCCGGCGGCGUCCUCGAUCGGUCCAACACGCAAUCCUCCUCGCUCCACCCGGUCAUUUGCUCCAAGCUCGCCGCAGCCCACAAAGUCCACGAGAUCCAGCUCCACCACAACCUCUUCACCGCGCUUCCCGAGUCGCUCACGUUCUUUGCCACGACACUCACUGCGCUCUCGCUCGCCCACAACCAGCUCAUUGGCGAAACAUACCUCGGCGGUGCCAGCGGCAACGAGAGCCUGGACCUGCCAUCCCUCAAAGAGCUCAACCUAGGCCAUAACCACAUCACCGGCCUCGCCCCGCUGACCACCCACCUCCGCGCGCCGCUGCUCCAAAAGCUAGAUAUCUCCUUCAACCGGCUCGCCGCCCUCCCGCAGGGCAGCACGCUGCGCGACAUGUUCCCCAACAUGACCGUCCUGCUCGUGUCGAACAAUCACCUGGCGGACCUCGACCCGGAGACGAUCAGGGGCAUGAAGAUCGUGGAUGCGGCCAACAACGAUAUCGCACACCUAAAUCCGCGCAUCGGCUUGCUUGGGACCCAGCAGCAGGGCGCCGGAUUGGAGAGGCUGGACGUGAGCGGGAACCGGUUCCGCGUGCCGCGGUGGAAUGUGCUGGAGAGGGGCACCGAGGCCACCCUCAGGUGGCUGAGGGGCCGGGUGCCGGUUGCGGAGAUGGGGGCUUGGAAGGGCGAGGAUGGUGAGGAUGGCGAGGACGUGGAUUGAUCUAUUAGGAUUCGUUUGUUUGCUUUUUGGCUUGAGGUGCUCUUGGUGUUCUCAUUUUGGUUUUUGCCGAGGGUUCGACGUUUUAUUUUCCUUGCUUCGGCCUUCCAGCGUUUCGCUGUUUGUAUUAAUUUUACUGAUACCAACCAGUCUUUUGUAAUAGGUCAUGGCCGGAUACGACUCCCACUUCAGGGGCUCGAUGUCACCAUGCUUUAUGUUGUCGACGCAUUCAAGAUGCCGUUGUUUGUAUUAUUAGCUUGGGAUAAACGGAUGGAUUUGGAGGUUUGGGACAGGAGGGCCAAGCCGGUCCGGAUACACUAAAGAUGGAAAGACUAAUUGUUCAAGACAACCCUCGUCGUUGCCGGUAGUAGUAGUUGCAAGGCAGGCACUAUCCUUUCCCUUAUUCACACAGAAGUCUAUAAGGCAAGAACUUUGCAAAGCCUACA